This is a messenger RNA of Morus notabilis, 1390 nucleotides long. Its product is annotated as methyl-CpG-binding domain-containing protein 11. The transcript is spliced from 3 exons. The record is from RefSeq and is a predicted model, not a curated record. Gene Ontology annotation, molecular function: DNA binding. Bases 287 to 1162 code for a protein of 291 amino acids. NCBI's taxonomy places the organism in Eukaryota, Viridiplantae, Streptophyta, Magnoliopsida, Rosales, Moraceae.
AAAAAACUAAUCCAAUUAUACAGACAGUCAAACAGCAUCAGAGCCGUUAACGCGUAUUGAGGUUGAAACGUGUCGCACUCUCAGCCCACCGUCACGUUUCUGGGCACACAAUUGAAAUAGAAGCUCGCUCGCAAAGCUCUUCUGCUAGAAAGAAAGAGAAGAAUAGAAAUAGAAAGAAGCACAUCACAUAUUCUCUUAUUCAACAACGUGAGUCGCUGGGUCUUUUGCUUUCUCUCUCAUUCAUAACCAAAGGCUCCUGGAGAGAGAAAAACAGGUGGAAUUGGGAAUGGCGAGCUCAGUGGAGAAGGAGAGUGCAAAUGAGGAAGUUGUCUCCUUGGAACUCCCUGCUCCUCCUGGUUGGAAAAAGAAGUUUUUGCCAAAGCAAGGUGGGACGCCGAAGAAAAAUGAGAUUAUAUUCACAGCUCCAACAGGGGAAGAAAUCAGCAACAGGAAGCAGUUGGAGCAGUAUCUGAAAGCACAUCCUGGUGGUCCUGCUGCAUCGGAUUUUGAUUGGGGAACCGGUGAGACCCCAAGGAGAUCUGCAAGAAUUAGUGAGAAGACCAAGGCAGCUCACCCUCGUGAAAGUGAGCCCCCAAAGAAACGGAGCAGAAAAACAUCAGCUUCAAAGCAGGAUAACAAAGAUAAAGAUCCUGCCCCUGAAGGAACUCAGGAAACAAAAGUUGACGACACGCAAGAUGAUCAAAAAACUGAAAAGGAUGGUGCUCAUGAUGAGACCAAAAAGGAUGAUGUGAAAGAAAAUCAAGAUGAGAAUAAAACAGAAGCUACUGCUGCUGGAGAAACCGGGGUUGGAAAAGAAUCUCAGUUGCCUAAUGAUGCUGAGAAGAAAACUACCGAAGCAGGAGAGGGUAAUUUGAAAGAUGCAUCCCCCGAGAAGGAUGUUGUAGGUUCUGGAAUAACCCAAAACGAAAAGGAAACUUCAAAUGAGAAACCAGAGGUUGGGGGGGAGAAAGGUGUUGUUCCCCGGGAGCAGGGCAAAACAGAUAUAGCGAGUGCUGAUGAGAAGAAGUAUGAAGUAGAAGAAAAGGAGAAAAUUGACAGAAAUGGGACCGGAUCCAAAGGACAACCGAAAGGGAAAGAAGCAGCAGGAGGGAAUGAGGAACAUACUAAGGUCGGAGAAGCAGCUCAAAAUGGCAGCAAAUAGCGAUGAACGAGGACGAUAAGGCUAAGCCGUGAGAAUAAUGUAGAUUAGCCGGAUGGCCACGUCUCUCUGCUCAUUCUGACCCAUUUUACUUUGUGGGGCAAAAAAUGUCUGUACUCUGUCUUAAUGUUAGUUAUCUGAUUGUUCAUUGAGACAUCCAUCCAUCUGUACAAUCAUAGUUAGACUUAUAUUUGUGACCAUCCGUUGUGCUGGUGAUACAACUUUCUUGCA